CUGUUCGCGGAGUUACAUACCAGUGGAUACCAACAAUCGUAUGAACUGUCAUCGUUGUCAUGUGACCAGUCUUUUUUUAGCGUUGGUCCAACUGACAUCUGUCAACGGUCGUGUCGUUCACGAGAAGUUUACAAGGAGCGCGAAUGCGAACGUGAUUACUCGAUAUAUUGCGUCGUCGAUAUUCGGCGAAGCACUGCGAUGACAAACGAUCUACGAAUCAGCGUGAAAUUCAAAAAUAACGCCGACCCAAAUUACGGAGAUUCCAUCGCCCGCAGAUUCGAAGGUGAUCGCUUGCGCGGGCGUUGAUGUCACCGCAUAUUACGGCCACGGACGUCGUUAGCCAAAUCAUCGCAAUGAUGUAAUUUGCCGAUGGGAGUUAAUUACAGCUCAAUCUUCUCGGCAAUUAUUUUCCUCUUCCGACCUGGAUGUUGCCCGUGGAAUUAGGAUCCCUGUCGGUUCUUUAAACCCGAGCAUAAUAACGGAGUAAAUUUCAGACGGCAGCUGCUCGGCGCAGACGUAAAAGCUGGUUAUCGACGUUUAUUUUAUUUAUACCGCAAUAACUACAAUUGGUUUUUUUAAAUAACGUGUGUCGAGCGAGUGGCGUCCUCCCGCGAUCAGAUAUCGCAGCUUACAUCCCUAUCUGUCUCCACCCUCGACAUGUCCAUUUAGCCUACGUGUCCAUACAUACAAUAUACAUACUACAUAUGUAUAACUUCGCCGUGUUUUGGCGUGUACGAAUUUAUCCCGUUACAUUUUACUUUUCUAAGAUAGUAAGGGUAGAGUUUGAUUAAUUUCGAUAGCGAUAAGUGGAGACGUCCCAAUUUAUCGGAUCCAGAUUUUUGGCAAGUGAUUGAUAUUUUUCUAACAACGAGCGGAAGUGAAAAGUGACGAGACCGGUUUUGGUUAACCGAACUUGACACUGAUCUCUGCAUAAACUUGUCAACUUCGUGUUCGCUUUCGAAAAGCGCGACGUUGAAAAUGAAUCUGAAGGAUAAAUUGCAAGAUGAUACUCUGGAUCUUAGCAUGUCUGACCUCCAGGAGGUACCCGUCAAAGAUAUCGCUGCUGUCAGAAAAGCAUCUCACCUCGAUCUGUCCAACAACAGGCUGGUCUCUUUACCUAGAACGUUUGUGACAUUGACGCACAUAGUCAAGUUAGACUUGAGCAAAAACCAGUUGACGGAGCUCCCGGAAAAUUUUGGAGACAUGAGGCAGCUCAAGUAUUUGGAUCUCUACAGUAAUCAGAUAAGCCGGUUACCGUUGAGCCUCGCCGAGCUGAAAAAUUUAAAAUGGUUGGACUUGAAAGGGAAUCCGCUCUCGCCUGGCGUAGCUAGCGUCGCUGGGCUGUGCAGCAACUCCAAAGAGUGCCAGGCUUGCGCUCGUAAGGUCGUAGCAUAUCUAACGGAUGUUAAGCGUUCUAUUGACGAGGAAAAACAGCGAAGGAUAGAAGCAGUAGCAGCUGUUGGAUCAGAAAAAGACACAGCUCCGGUUAAGAAAGAUGCAAAAAAGAAGAAAAAAAAAUCAGAAAACAAGGAUAACAAAUCUCGCGUGGACAAGGAAAAUGCCGGGGGACCCAAACCGGAGCAACAAAAGACCAAUGGACAUACAGCCACGUCGAAACUGAAAUCGAGGAUGAAAAGUAGUUCCGGAUCAGCCUUGGAAACAGAUGGAACCACAGCCAGAUUGUGUAAGAAUUUAGUCAGGUUGAUAUUUUGGCUGACUGCAUUGAGUGCGCUGGUGGUACUAGCCUACGUAACGUUGCCAUUGUUCGAUAAGCAACGUUCAGAUUCGAUAUCCGAUUACCUAGAAGUGCAAUCUGGCCAACCGGUAAAGUAUUAUCAACAGAUCGGCACGAAAUAUUUAGAGAAACUUAUCGACAGUAUCAUUUUGUGGAACGAUGAUUUACAAACAAUUGCAAGAGACUUUUACACAAAAUACCUCACCCCGGAUUCUUCUAGAAGCGAUUUAUAAGUACUCGGAGCACUGAACACUAACUUUAACGUUGCCAUCAACGAUCAGGUACAAUUAUUUGUAAUUUAUGAAAUUUAUUACGUAUUUGCUAAUUGAAUCCACCAUUGUUGAUAAAAACAAAAAAAAAAAAAUGCAAGAAGUAAAUAAAUAUGUCACACACGUGAUCGUCACGAAUGUA
Athalia rosae (coleseed sawfly) is the source of this 2146-nucleotide messenger RNA. Its product is annotated as leucine-rich repeat-containing protein 59. The transcript is spliced from 7 exons. The record is from RefSeq and is a predicted model, not a curated record. The coding region runs from base 979 to 1968 and encodes 329 amino acids. Lineage: Eukaryota; Metazoa; Arthropoda; Insecta; Hymenoptera; Athaliidae. Gene Ontology annotation, molecular function: protein binding.